This is a messenger RNA of Ipomoea nil (Japanese morning glory), 2399 nucleotides long. RefSeq names its product patatin-like protein 7. Lineage: Eukaryota; Viridiplantae; Streptophyta; Magnoliopsida; Solanales; Convolvulaceae. Bases 370 to 1776 code for a protein of 468 amino acids. The transcript is spliced from 3 exons. Gene Ontology annotation, biological process: lipid metabolic process. The record is from RefSeq and is a predicted model, not a curated record.
AAAGAUGGAGGGUGGCCUGUAUGUAUACAAAUCAGAGGAGUACGCAAUUACGAUUAGGAUGACGAUGGAGUAGAGAAAGAAAGGCAAGGGAGAUUAGUCAGAUUGCAUAAUAAAGUAAGAAAGGGAAAUUUGGGUGAGAAUUAGUACAAAUGGCGUCUUCAUAGAUGGUGGUGGGGGUUUAAAAGCUAGCUACCACAUCACACAUCCUCUGCAACUCUCCUCUUUCUUUCUUUCUUUCUGAGUUUCUUCUUCUUCUUCCUUGCAAGCACCUGCAUAUUUCCUCCUCUUUCUUCGCUUCACGUUCACCAUUGAAAGACGCGAAUUUGAAGGUGUACGUAAAUGCUUUGAGGUGUGGGAUUGUUUCCAGACAUGUCGGGGGUGAAUGGGAAUCAUCAAACUUGGGAUAUGCAGGAGCCGAGUGUGGAGACGGAUAAGUUGAGCUACGAGAUAUUUUCCAUCCUCGAGAGCAAGUUUCUGUUUGGGUACGACGAUCAGAAGCUUUGGAUUCCCAAGAGCAUCGCGCCGCCGGCGGUUGAGCAGUGCAAGAAUGAAGAAGUGGUGUCGACGUCGCCGGCGCUGUGCGUGCAAGGGGGUACUACGAGAGGGAAAAUUUGUGUGUUGUCCAUUGACGGCGGCGGAAUGCGGAGCAUCCUGUGUGGGAAAGCUUUGGCGUAUUUGGAGCAGGCGUUGAAGGCGAAAUCGGGGAACCCGGAUGCCAGAAUCUGUGAUUACUUCGACGUCGCCGCCGGCUCCGGCGUCGGGGGAAUUUUUACGGCGAUGUUGUUUGGAACGAAGGAUCAGAAAAGUCCAAUCUUUAACGCGGACGGAACGUGGAAGUUUUUAGCUGAGAAUGGGAAAAGACUGUAUUCCACGAAAGGCGGCUCGAGCUCCGGAGGUGGUGGGAUUUUCAGGCGAUUUUUCCUAGGCGGAGGUGGGGCCGUUUCCGCCGCCGCCGGUAUAGAGAAGGCGAUGAAGGAGGCAUUUACAGAUGAGAAAACCGGCCGGAGCUUGACGCUUAAGGAUACACUAAAGCCGGUUUUGAUUCCAUGCUACGACCUUUCAAGCACGGCGCCAUUUCUGUUCUCCCGGGCCGACGCGCUGGAGUCCGACAGCUUCGACUUCCGGCUCUGGGAGGUAUGCAGAGCCACGUCAGCGGAGCCGGGAGUGUUCGAGCCGGUUUGCAUGAGCUCCGUCGACGGCUCCACCCGUUGCGUGGCCGUGGACGGCGGACUAGCCAUGACCAACCCGACGGCGGCUGCGAUUACCCACGUUCUCCACAACAAACAGGAGUUCCCGUUCGUCAGAGGCGUGGAGGACAUUUUGGUUCUUUCACUAGGAACCGGUCAACAGCUUCUAGAAGGCAGUUUCCCAUACGAUCAAGUCAAGGAAUGGAAGGCCAAGAACUGGGCUCGCCCCAUGGCCCGCAUCUCCGGCGACGGCUCUGCCGAUCUAGUGGACCACGCCGUGGCCAUGGCUUUUGGCCAGUCCCGGAGCACCAAUUACGUGCGCAUUCAGGCUAAUGGAUCGAGCUUUGGUGGCGGGGUGAGUGUUGACACCGACCCCAGUCCUAGCAAUGUGAGGAUGCUUGUUGGGGUUGCAGAUGAAAUGCUGGCACAGAAAAACGUGGAAUCUGUGCUUUUGGGGGGGAAGAGGAUUGGAGAGCAAAGCAAUUCCCAGAAACUUGACUGGUUUGCUGGAGAACUUGUGCAGGAACAUCAGAGGAGGACUAAGAGACUUGCCCCCAUUGUCACAAUCAAGAAAGCUACUCCCAAAUAGUAUUCAAAAUAAUUAAGAAAAGUGGCAUUUGCAGUGCAGGUGAGAAAUUUGUAGAGUGUGAAGAAGCUAAGAGUGAAGAGUGGUAAAAAUGCAGCUUUAACUUUUGCAAGAGUGUGAGAUAGGAAGAAGAGUGGUGGCCAUUGAAAAAGACACUCAACUGUAAAAAAGGAUGAUCUUGGUGGGAUUCUUUGCCUGCCAGAGAGAUUGGCAUUUGGUGGACAUACCACUUUGAAAAAGUCAAAGUAAAUAAAACCCUUUGAUAUAGGGAAAAUUGUGUUUUCUUGAUAGUCCAGUCCUCAAAAAAUGAUUGUGGAAUGAAUGGGGACUAAAAUGGGGAUAAACCCCUUAUGAUAGGCAAACCUAGCUUACUAGAUAGUCUAGUGGUGCUGGCUUUCCUGUUUUCAUUCCUACAAUCCCCUCCUUUUAUGGGGUUUUACACUUAGCACAAUCUGUGGUGGUGAAGACAAAGCAGAGUGGGUUUGACCAAAAGCAAUUAAUUGGUAUUAAUGGAUCAUCAACUUAGUGACUUUAGUACGUGUUGUCACAUUUUCUCAUUCCAUUUGAGUGGUAUCCUUGUAUGUAUGUAUGUAUAUGGCUUAAUUGGGAGCUAUUUGACAGUUGUU